UAAAUCAAUGUCAAAUCGACAUUGAUUUUAUUAUCAUUUCUCAUUGUGAUGUACAUUGUGUGAUAACUUAAAUAGUUUUAGACUACAAACCAAAUAAUUCUUUUAUAGAUUUUUUGUCAUUGAAAACGAUCCGCAAACGAAAUUCCUUUAUCAUGUCACAUGUCGGUAAAUUGGAUUUAAAGUUGCCAAAAAUGGCACUUUUGACCUAAAAUAAAUAACUCAUAAAUAUAAUGUGAUAGAAAAUCUUUAUUUACGGAAUUGUUUUUAGGGACAAAAAUCUAUAAAGUUAUUUUGUCUCGAUUGUGAUCUAAAAUUUGUGUUACACCGUAAUAUUACGUGAGUUACUUGGUCUACUUAAAUUUGUUAAAUGUAUUAAUUUAAUCCAGUUUUAGACCACUUUGUCCUAAAAUGGACGUUUUGAAAAAAAUCCAAAAAAGCAAUAUUGGAUGUUUUUAAAACAUUUUUAAGAUAUCCAGGAUUUAACUUGGACGUUUUUAAUAUUUAAAACAUACAAAGUAUAAAUUUUAAACAUAUUUUUAAAAUAUUGCUGUGGUGUCUUUAGAAAAUUUUUUAUAUCAUCACCUAUAAAGUAACAUGCAUAUUCACGAAUAAAAUAUAUUUAUGAAGCAGAAUCCUACUGACAAAGAUAAUAAUAUUAAUUAUGUAUUCCGUUUUGAUACAAAUACAGAAUACAUCAAUAAUAUUUUGUAAAGUUAAAUAUAUUGUAAAUAGCUUAUAAAUAAUAUCUCAUAAUAUAACCGCACGCUAUGACAAACAACAGUGAAGUAAGGAACGGCAACAGAAACAAUUGGAAGAAACGUAUAAGUCAACAAAUAUUACGCCAUCCGCCUAUCGACGAUGGACUACUUAAUUUAUUCCACGACCGCACUAAUAAUAAUCCUCAGCCUCUUCUACGCGAACGCCAAGUACAGGUUGUCAUAUUGGAGUAGACGCGGUGUGAAAAGCCCACCGACGCAUCUGCUCUUCGGUAAUUUCAAAGACUGCAUCACUAUGAAGAAGCCUCCGGCUAGGAUAUUAAGCGAAAUAUACAACAGCGCCGAGCCGAACGAUCCCUACAUUGGCUUUUAUGUCUUCUAUAAACCCAUGCUGCUUCUACGAGACCACGGCUUAAUUAAACAGAUUAUGAUCAAGGAUUUUGAUAUCUUCUCGAAUCGGCAAUUUGGUUCGGGCCUCGAGAGGGACAUGGCAGGCAUGACCAGCCUCCUAUCCAUAAAGCAGCCAAGAUGGAAAUACCUCAGGGCCAAGCUGACUCCAACCUUGACAGGACAGAAACUGAAAAAUAUGAUGCCGCUGAUGGUAGAAUGCGGAAAAUCUAUGUUGAAUUUCAUCGAGAAAUUGCCAACGGCAGACGAGGCUGGACGAAGAGAAUGGGAAGCUAAGAAUCUCGGUGCUCGUUAUUCUAGCAGUGUCAUAGCUUCGCUGAUGUUCGGCAUCAGCAUAAAUUCAUUCGAUGAAAAGGAAGCUGCCUUUGUAAAAAACGGUUUGAAGGUCUUCGAAGGAUUAAAGGGCGCCAUUGUAUUCAUUAUUCUCUUCUUCUUUCCCGAAUGGGAUUUCUUAGUUGCACCGUUUGUUAAACGUCACGCGAAUUCUUUUCGCGAGAUUUUCUGGAACUCCAUGAAUAACAGAGAAAAGCUGGGGUUUAAGAGAGGAGAUAUGAUAGAUUCCAUGUUAGCACUCAGAAAUGGAGAACAGAAUCCCAUUUACAAGUUUGAAGGUGAGAAUUUACUGGCACAUCCCACAAGUUUGUACCUUGUCGGAUUCGAAGCUAGCGCGACUGCAAUCGCUUUUGCCCUAUACGAUCUGGCGCGUCACCCGGAACACCAAGAUACUUUAUACAACGAGAUAAAGGCAUACCUGUCCGGAAAAGAAUUGACCAUGGAUUUGAUUAAUGAGCUAUCUUUCUUGGACAGCGUCAUAGCUGAAUCAAUGAGACUGCACCCUCCAAUACCCCAUACUGAUAGAAUAGCUGCACGGAACUAUAAGGUACCAGGCACUGAAUUAAUAAUCGAAAAGAAUGUUCCAGUGUAUCUUUCUAUAACUUCGACGAAUGAAGAUCCCAAAUACUUUUCUAAUCCACAAAACUUUAUUCCGUUAAGAACAAAGAACAAACAGUUUUAUGAAUUCUUGGCAUUCGGUGUUGGACCCCGAUCGUGUAUGGGACUGAGAUUUGCUCUUUUAAUUGUAAAAAUAGCGUUAAUUACGAUUCUCUCAAAAUACAUUGUGUCUUAUGAAACGGAUAAAAAACAUACUUCACGUAACAAUGAUGCUUUUCACGUAUUAACAUAUGUGGCUAAUGGACUAUAUGUGAAAUUCAAGAAACGUAAUUAAAAAUAGCGUUUUUUUUACCAUCCUUGGACUUAAUGAAACAAGUCUAUCCAAAUUGUUAUAGUUCACAAAUAAGAAAAAAUUUAAAGAUUUAUUAUUUAAAACUUUAGAAAUAAGUGAAAUAUCAAAUAUGUCAAUGUAUAUUAAAUUUCUCUUUGUGAAAUAAACCAUUAAUCUCUAGAAGA
This is a messenger RNA of Solenopsis invicta (red fire ant), 2531 nucleotides long. RefSeq names its product cytochrome P450 6k1. The transcript has 6 exons. Gene Ontology annotation, molecular function: monooxygenase activity; heme binding; oxidoreductase activity, acting on paired donors, with incorporation or reduction of molecular oxygen. The record is from RefSeq and is a predicted model, not a curated record. Lineage: Eukaryota; Metazoa; Arthropoda; Insecta; Hymenoptera; Formicidae. Bases 859 to 2349 code for a protein of 496 amino acids.